AUGGAUUUCAUGAAGUCCAAGCUGACCAUCCUCCCGCAGGAGUCAAUCCGCCAUGAGCUGGGUGUGGACAAGAUCUGGAGACGAUUCGAAGCGUGCUUUGGUCCCGCGGAUACUAUGGUCAGCUAUGAGCCGAUCGUGCGGACCUUCUACCAGAAACUAUUUGAAGGCUUAGCCGACGAUGGCAUCAACUGGGUGGAAAUCCGCAGCGGUGGCUCCAGCGGUCAAUUGGUUCACACCGGCCAGGAGGACAUUGAUCCCAAUCUCGAUGUCUGGUGGGAUGUGAUGAUCGAGGAGAUUGAAAAGUUCCAGGCCACCGACAAGGGGAAGAAUUUCUGGGGCAUGAAGAUUGCCCUAGAGCGCAAGCAAAGGUUUCCGGAGCUGUUCAGCGGCUACAAUCUGGUCGCGCAGGAGGAUCUGGGUUGUCUGUUGUCAGACCUGGCCCCCGAACUGAUCUGGUUCCAGGAGCAGACUGAGUAUCUGAAUCUGACUAUCCCCUUCUUUUUUCACGCCGGCGAGACACUUGGAGACGGAAACUCGACUGACUAUAACUUGGUAGAUGCCAUUCUCUUCAAUUCCCGCCGCAUCGGCCAUGGGUUCUCCCUGUACAAGCACCCAACACUCAUCGACGAGGUGAUUGAAAAGGCGGUCAUGGUCGAAGUGUGCCCCAUCUCCAACGAAGUCCUGCGUCUGGCGACGGAUAUCCUCCACCAUCCUCUCCCUGUGAUGAUCGCUUAUGGUGUUCCCACCGCCAUCAGUAACGACGAUCCGGCCAUUCUCGGACAGGACAUUGCAGGUCUGAGCUAUGAUUUCUAUCAGACUAUCCAAGGAUUCGAUAACAUUGGACUUGCUGGACUGGGAGCUCUGGCGCAUAACAGUCUUCGCUGGUCCAACUUUGAGGACCAGUCUGACGCUGACUGGCUUCGGGACAUUGAUCUGGCCGCACGUGGCGAUGGUAUCAAAGCCCAGCGCAUUCAAUAUUGGAAUCAGCAAUGGGAGGAGUUUUGCCGAUGGAUCGUGGCCGAGUAUGGGGACAAGUAUCCUCCUGCCGAGGUUGCCCAGGUCGCCAACUGA
Messenger RNA from Aspergillus thermomutatus, 1071 nucleotides. RefSeq lists its product as uncharacterized. Lineage: Eukaryota; Fungi; Ascomycota; Eurotiomycetes; Eurotiales; Aspergillaceae. Gene Ontology annotation, biological process: adenosine catabolic process; inosine biosynthetic process. The transcript is spliced from 3 exons. The coding region runs from base 1 to 1071 and encodes 356 amino acids. Gene Ontology annotation, molecular function: adenosine deaminase activity. The record is from RefSeq and is a predicted model, not a curated record.